AUGUCUGAAAAUAUAAUCAAUACGCCUUCAAAGUUUGUUAGAUCAACUAAAAAGGCUAUGACGUACGCAUCUCAGGUAGUGUUUUCUCCCAGAAGCCAACUUAAGGAAUAAAAUUUAGUUAGUAUUAAUAAGCUUUAAAGGUCUAGUUCUAAAGUUUUAACUCCAAAAGUAGAAUUUAAUUCUACAAAGGUUUAUUCUUAACAAAAUGAAGGAGAAUUUGGAAAUUCUAAAUACAAAAAAUUAAAAAGUUUGAAAAUAUUUGAGUAAAAAAAUGAAAAAAUAAUAUAAAACUCACCUUUGCUAUUUUACUUGUAAGAUUCAAAGCUAUAAGAUGAUUUAGAAACACCAUCCUAAAAGCUUUUGCUUGAUAAAAUUUAAGAUACAAUAUAAUUAGAUUUUAGCAAAUUUUAUAGAAAUGAUAAAACAGCUGUAACAAAUCUUCAGCAAAGGCAAAAAAAACCUAUUAAUAAGUAAAAUUUAUUAGAAUAAAUAGCUUCUUAUGGUUUAGAUAAUAAAGUUAGCUAUGAACACUAAAAAGAUCCAUAAAAAGCAAGAAAACCUUUAUAACUUUAAUAAAUUUAUCAUAAGAAUAAUUCUACUAACAAGUAUUCAAAUAGAGUUCCUUCUCCUUUUUAAAAUACUUUUCUUAAUUCUCCUAGUUAGGAUAAACGUUAAUUUUAGCAGCUAUCUCUGCAGAGACAUCUUCCUAUUUCACAAGUUUAAAAGAAAUUUAUUUCAUUUAAAAUUAGAGGUGAUUAAACUGAAAAAAUAGAUCUUUCUAAUCAAAUUAGACUAGAAAAAACGAAUAGCUUUUUAGAAAUCAAAGAUAAAUUUUUCUAAAUAAAUCGGUUAUUUUAAGAAAAAAUUGAUCAGUAACUUUCAAAUAAAGAAUCUCCUAUGCUAAAAUUGCUUAUAUUAAAGGGCUAUAAACCAUAGAAUUUGUGCUUUUAUUUCUCAAAGCUAAUUGAAAACAUAGUGACAAACUGCAGCUAUCCUUAAGAAUAAUCUACUUUUUCAAACAACCAAAAAAAAAUUAUCACCAGAAAGAACUCAAUUAAUUUAGAAAAUCAGGAAGAUUUUGAAAAAACUUAUUAAUAUAGUCUACACAAUUAAAUUAAUAAUAAUACUACCAACUCAAGCUCUUCUUCUAAAUUUACAAAUAAUCUAACAACAAAUCCCUCAUCUGAAAAAGAUCUAAACACACACAGCGCAAUCUAUUCAUAAACCAACAUAUUUACAAAUAAAUUUGAAUAAACAACAAAAAGAGUCAAUUUUCAAAAAUCUAAAAUAGAUGAAAGUGUUAUGCAAAUUCACUCUUUAGCGCAUAUCUCUUCAAAUUUAAUUGAAGACAUUUAAUUUAGAACUCAACCUUAAAUAUAGCUUACUUAACACAUUUCUUAAACAGCCCAACAAUUUAGUAAUUCCCUGGAUUUAGAAGAAAUAGUUAAUAAUGAAGAUGAAAUAGAUUAAAAAGAUAACAUAGACAAUACUCAAAGAGCAACAGUUAAAGAAAAAUUAUAUACAGUAUUAAAAGAUUAAAAAUCUGAUCUUACAUAAUAAAAGUUAUCUUUUAAUUUAUUUUUUAAGAUUCCUGGAUUGAUUUAUGAUGAGUUGGUUUAGAUUCUAUCUUAAAUCUUAAGAAAUAAUGUCAAAAACUUAAAUGAGAUUAAUUAUUUAAUAAAAUACCUUAAUGAGCAUAAAAAAGAAUAUACGCCUUAGAAUUUAGUUGAAGAAUUUGGCUCAGUAGAAAGAAUUUAAAAUACAGCUAAGGUUCUUAUAAAUAAGCUAAUUAGCGAAAGUUUACUUCCAAUUCAAAUUUAAGAAUUCUAACAAGAACAAGAAAUAUUAAAUUUCGUAAACAGUUUGUUAAAUUCAGAUUGGAAACAGCUCAAACACUAUUCUAAUAUACUGAAUAUGAAUAGUAAACUUUCAUUUGCAGAGUUUUAUUUGUUUAAAUAGUUAAUCCACAGAUAACUUUUAGAGGUUUUUGACAGAGAUGAAAGAAUUUAUUUACUUCCACAAGUAAUGGAAAAGAUAGAGUAUUAAAUCAUGUACAAUAAUUAUCUCACAGGUACUAAAAGAAUUAAAACAACUACAUUCUAAGAGAUUUGA
Messenger RNA from Tetrahymena thermophila SB210, 2112 nucleotides. RefSeq lists its product as hypothetical. The transcript is spliced from 3 exons. Lineage: Eukaryota; Ciliophora; Oligohymenophorea; Hymenostomatida; Tetrahymenidae. The record is from RefSeq and is a predicted model, not a curated record.